GGGAACACUGAGGCAAUGGGCUUUUCUGAUUGGUUUGUUUUGAAGCAGGGUCUGCGUAGUCCUGGCUGUUCUUGCACUCACUAUGUGGCCCAGGCUGGCCUCGAACUCGCGGCGAUCCUCCUGCCUCGGCCUCCGGAGCGCCGGGAUGACAGGCACGCACCCCCGCGCCCGGCCCGCUUUCCUCGGUCCGGCGCCCGCGCCCCGCCCUCCGAACCUGACCGCACCCACUUCCCGGGCGGCGCCCCCGCCCGCGGGCUGACGUCACAGCACCCAGUCGCCGGCCGAGCGCACCCCGCGCCGCUCCGGCCCCAUCCCCGGCCCCGUCCCCAUCUCCGUCCACGUCGCGGCCCCGCUGCAGCGGCGAAGAUGGCCAGCGCGGCGCCUGGGGCCCCGGGCCCGGAAGGACGCGCGGCGGCGGCGGGGAAGCAGGGGGAGCGCGAGGCCGCGGGCCCGGUGGCCGCCGCGGUGGCCCGGCUGCUCGGGGAGCCCGGGCUGUGGCUCGGCUGCCGCGCCCGCGAACUGCUGAGCUGGGAGAGGCCGCUGCGCAGCCUGCUGGGCUUCGCGGGCGCCAACCUGCUGUUCUGGUUCCUUGCGCUGACUCCGUGGAGAGUUUAUCAUUUGAUUUCUGUCAUGAUUCUUGGACGUGUCAUUAUGCAAAUAAUAAAGGAUAUGGUUCUGUCUCGAACAAGAGGUGCCCAGCUGUGGAGAAGCCUCAGCGAAAGCUGGGAAGUCAUCAAUUCUAAGCCAGAUGAAAGACCCAGACUCAGUCAUUGUAUUGCAGAAUCGUGGGUGAACUUCAGCAUAUUUCUUCAAGAAAUGUCUCUUUUUAAACAGCAGAGUCCUGGCAAGUUUUGUCUCCUGGUCUGCAGUGUGUGCACAUUUUUUACAAUCUUGGGAAGUUACAUUCCUGGGGUUAUCCUCAGCUAUCUACUGUUACUGUUUGCGUUUCUAUGUCCACUGUUUAAAUGUAAUGAUAUCGGACAAAAAAUAUACAGCAGGAUCAAGUCAGUUCUGUUGAAACUAGAUUUUGGAAUCGGAGAAUAUAUUAAUCAGAAGAAACUCGAGAGGGCUGAAGCAGAUAAAGAAAAGAGUCACAAAGAUGACAGUGAAUUAGACUUUUCUGCUCUUUGUCCUAAGAUCAGCCUUACAGUUGCUGCCAAAGAGUUAUCAGUGUCUGACACAGACGUCUCAGAAGUAUCUUGGACCGAUAAUGGGACCUUCAACCUCUCAGAAGGAUACACUCCACAGACAGAUACUUCCGAUGAUCUUGACCGGCCUAGUGAGGAUGUUUUCUCUCGAGAUCUCUCAGAUUUUCCAUCUGUAGAAAAUGGCACAGGAACAAACGAUGAAGAUGAAUUAAGCCUCGGAUUGCCCACUGAGCGCAAGAGGAAAAAGGAGCAGCUGGACAGGGGCCACGCAGCAAGCAGAGAGAGGCUAUCAGCAGCUGGGCUCACUCUUCCUCUGAACAGUGACCAAGCCCUUCAGUUGAUGAGCAGCCUGGCUGGGGACGUCAUCACAGCUGCAGUGACGGCUGCCAUCAAAGACCAGCUAGGAGGGGCUCAGCAGGCCCUGGCUCCUGCUGCGCCCAGCCCGGGCGAGGACACAGACACUGAAGAAGGGGAUGACUUUGAACUACUUGACCAGUCGGAGCUGGAUCAAAUUGAGAGUGAGUUGGGACUCACACAAGAGCAGGAAGCGGAAACACAGCAAAACAGGAAGUCUUCCGGAUUCCUUUCACAUCUCCUUGGCGGCCAUUAAGCUGGGACUAGGCUUGCAGCAGGCACAGGCUGCCACCAAAAAGUUUCAACCCAGCAAAAAUAAAAAAACAAAAAAGAAAGAAAAAAAUGGAAAAAAAUUUAACUGUAAGCUUUAAUGAUUACUUUAGAUUUUCUUUGUCUUAUUUUCCCCUCUGCGGUGAAUUAAUUGGAUAUAUAUCAGCCAACACUGAUAGAUUGGUAUUUCUGAUAGUUAUUUUUAUGUAAUAAGCAUGGAAAUGAACUUCAUAUACAUAUACACCAUGUUGUCGGAAAUAUUAGGAGUUGUUUUUAAAGCAAAAAGAAAAAAAAACUCCAAACACCAAAUUAUUAAGAUCCUUCUGUAAGUAUUCUUUAUAAUUAAUUUUCAAGCAUGCAAAAGUUUAUUGUAACUCAUUGAAAAUAUUAACAAUUAAUUGUGACUAUGUGCUGUAUCAGCUCCCUUGUUCCUAAUACUUGGAAAUAAUUUUUUAAAAAACUGGUAAAUUUUGAUGUAAAAAGACAAAUUAUCGAAGGAUUGUUAGUUGAAGGACUUGGGAAGUAUUAUCAAAAUUAGUGUCCUAGGAAAAAUUUUAAAAAUAAGACGUACAGAUCGGCUGGAGCAUCUCCACAUGUUUUCUGCAGUUGUAGGCAUAGGCGCACUUGCAAAGUGGCAUCUUCUUGGCUGCCACCUCUGGUCGUGUGAAGGGUGGUCUUAACCCAGAGAAGUAAGUAGUUGUGUAUCACAUAGAUGGAGGUUAUGGUGUAACCAGAGAUUCCGUUGUUUUGUUGCUCAUUUUUGUCCUCUGUUUGUAAUAGACAUUGUGAGUGCAGAUCUAUUCUGCCCACUCACACUCAUUGCUCAUAUUUUAUAUUGUGUCAUGGAAAAUGUCACCUAAAAUUGUGAAACGAGUUAUGGAUACGUUCUAGGAAUGAUGUCAUCAUCUCAAUAAAGAAAUAAUAACUUGUUUUCUUAGUCUGUAUAGAUAGAAAAGAUAGCUGGCUUUAAAAUAUUUAUUUGCUAUUGAAGUCUACCUGUGUCACCUGUUUCUUAUUGGGAAACUAGAAUAUAUUUUUUUCCUUUGCCUUACACUUUUUUAGAUCAUCUUUUAAUGGUCACAUUUGGCUUACAGUUUUUAACAAAGGACUGAAAAGCAGAAACCAAGAUAGUUUUGUUUUUGUGAUAUAGACUUUUAGUCGUUUUGAGUGAGGGACCAUGUCAGCGAGUCUAAAACAUCUCUUAAACCUUCAGAUACGGCUGGCAUUUCUACAGAUGCACAGCAUCUGAGACCCUCAGAAAGGAAGAAUAAUCUAACAGUAUAGGAAAUCUGUCUCCCCCUCCUUUCAUUUCAUGCCUUUUCUUACGUUUGUAAAGAACAACUCUCGGUAACUAAUCUUGUAUGAAGUAUCUCUUAUUUAUAUUUUCUUUCUGAGGUAUUAAAUUAUCUAGACAGAAUUUUGCCAAAUGUUAAAGGGAAGAAAGUUCCUGAAGACUUUCAACACUUGCUUUUGUGAUUGACUAUACUUUCGUGUCGUUACUGCCUCCUGCUAUGUUUGACGUCCUUUAUUGAUGGUAUCAGGUGAGCCUGUGCCUUCAUUCUCUUGCCCAUUUCAGUACAAAUGUAAACCUGUGUUAGAAAAUCUCUGAACUGUGUGGUUUUGGAAGAGUAUACCUCAAUUCUUUUCAAUAAGAGUUUCUGGACAAGAGGGGAAAAAAUACAAUCACAUAUUUAUAAAAUAGUCGCUACCAGGAUUCUUUUUUUUUAAAAAAAUGUGCGUUUCUUCAUUUGAAAAAUAUUCUUGGUCACAAGGUCAUAAAGUUUAAACAUCAUUUCAGUUUCUUCAUUGAGGAGAAAAUAAGAAUUUCAAUAACCAAAUAAUCAAAGAUUAUGUUAUAAGUCACUGGACAAGCUUACAAGAAGAUAAAUUCAAGGGCUGGUAUUUGUAUGAACAAUAAAUCUAGAAUAAACUGUUACAAACUACAAAUUAAAAUGGGUUUGGAGACAGCAGCAGUCUGCGGAGAGGAGCACUAUGACUAUACAUCCAUUUGAUGGGUUUAUAUAAGAACUUGUGAUUACAAAUUUAAACAGUAAUGGUGCUCUUCUCAAAACUUUUAAGUCGAAUGAAUGUAGGGAUGCUGAAGAUUCUGUGUGUGGGGCCAUUGUUUCUGUUUUGCUAUAGUACCAAAUAAGCCGUAUGACUGAUCCAGUAUGAUAGGGGACAGUAAGUCCUUUACCAUGAGAAAUUAAAUCAAUAGCAGUAUUUCUCCAGUAUCUAAGACACUGAUAAAGAAUGAAUGGCCUUUUCCUUGUGAGAUCUAAGUGAAAUGCAGUCAUUAAAAUGUGAACCAUGGUUUUGCUCACUUCCUGUAGAAAGUGUGUAGCAGAUGUGUAUCAUGUAUUUUUCUCUGAAACAAUAAAGUAGUGUGCUAAAGAAAUUGAAAUUCA
Heterocephalus glaber (naked mole-rat) is the source of this 4180-nucleotide messenger RNA. It is a transcript of the gene Retreg1, whose product is annotated as reticulophagy regulator 1. NCBI's taxonomy places the organism in Eukaryota, Metazoa, Chordata, Mammalia, Rodentia, Bathyergidae. The record is from RefSeq and is a predicted model, not a curated record. Gene Ontology annotation, cellular component: endoplasmic reticulum membrane. Gene Ontology annotation, biological process: reticulophagy; negative regulation of neuron apoptotic process.